UCCAGACUGGGGUCCAGCAGCCGGGCUUUACUGGUUCAUACUUUAAACUACAGAGCAGUACUGAACCGGGUCCUGUACUCUAUAUAAUUACUGUACUGUAACAGGACGGUCUACAGACUCUCUGACUGAGUCCUAAUGGGGUUUCAGUCUGACUGAAACCUGAAGCUCCAACUCUGAUUUAUUAUUUUAUAUAUUUUUAUAUAUUUUUAUGGAUUUAAUCACAGCCCCCCAGCCUCUCCACCCGGCCUAGAGAGGAUGCACUCACAAGGAGUGAUGGUGAAGUCCUCCCCGACGCCUCCCUCGUUCCUGCGGGUCAGUGAUAAGGACCUGACGGAGAUCGAGCUGCACUCUGUCGACUCCAUCAGUGAUCUGCACCGCAUCCAUACCGAGCAGCACAGCAAAGGCGUCAGACCCCCCCGUCCCCGCCCUCCCUCCACUAAUGGAAAUAUCCAGAUGCUGGAGAGGCCGGUGGUGUUUCAGACGGGUCAUCAGAGGAGAAGAUCUCACCUGAAUCAGCUCAGUGACGUCUGCAAUCCCUCUAAACAGCGCUACUGCGUUACCUGCGCAGCCGUAUUCCUCAUCCUGCUCACUCUCAUCCUCAUUUUCUCUUUCUUAGUUCAGCAGAGUGGGGCUCUAAACAGGUUAUCUGAGGAGGUGAAGCACAGCCAGGAAACAGCUGAGGAACUCUCUGCCCUUAUUCAGGAGCUGCAGGCCCUGUGCCGAAACCUGACCUUCAGCAGGAGCACACCCUGACCACCUGCUGACCUCACGCUGACAUCACACUGACAUCAUAGCUAAUUCAGCAACAGCUACUUCCCAACCAAUCUCAAAAACAGCAAACUCUAUAAACUCUAUAUAUUCUAUAAUAUACAGGUGUUGGAGAAUGAAACUGAAACACCUGUCAUCAUUUUAGUGUGGGAUUUUAGGUUUCAUGGCUAAAUUGGAGCAGCCUGGUGGUCAAUCUUCAUUAAUUGCACAUUGCACCAGUAAGAGCAGAGUGUGAAGGUUCAGUUAGCAGGGUAAGAGCACAGUUCUGCUCUAAAUAUUACAAUGCACACAACAUUAUGGGGGACAUACCAGAGUUCAAAAGAGGACAAAUGGUUGGUGCACGUCUUGCUGGAGCAUCUGUGACCAAGACAGCAAGUCUUUGUGAUGCAUCAAGAGCCACGGUAUCCAGGGUAAUGUCAGCAUACCACCAAGAAGCACCAACCACAUCCAACAGGAUUAACUGUGGACGCUGUAAGAGGAAGCUGUCUGAAAGGGAUGUUCGGGUGCUAACCCGGAUUGUAUCCAAAAAACAUAAAACCACGGCUGAUCAAAUCACGCAGAAUUCAAUGUGCACCUCAACUCUCCUGUUUCCACCAGAACUGUCCAUCUCCACAAUCAAUUACUGUGCUCUAAAACCAGGUGUUUCAGUUUCAUUCUCCAACACCUGUAGAUAAACAGUGUGACAUCACUAUAUACUGAGCUUUCUGCUGAACUGUAAUGGAAUACCUGGAUGGAGAUCAUCUUCUGAGAUACUGGGCAGCUGCUGACCUACUUUUGGGAUUUUGGAGUUCAGUGAGCUGCUACAGCCAAAGAGGAGGAGCUUAAUAGCUACUACAAAAAGGACUACAUCAGCAGCGGGAGUGUGAGAGAGAGAAUACAGUAGGUUAUGCUGGUUGGUACAGGCACUGAUUGGCUGAAGCUAAAAAAGAGGCGGAGUCUGACUUACCCUCAUUAAGUUGUGAAAACCUUUUGUUUUGUGGUCACAAUGUUAACAGUAUUAUAAUUUAAUGUGUUUUGAAAUAUAUUUGAUGUGCUCUAUUGUCACAAUGUUACCCAGUCAUGAGGUUGUGAGAACACUGUAUAAAAACAACCUUAGAACAAAGUGCAAAUAAAACACAGUGUUUGGUGGGGUAUUUGAAUAAAGUAAGUAUUCAUGUUUUUUAAAAACCCUUUUAAAGACCCUUAUUUACAUAUUUUGUCAAUGUCUGCAAAAAUGCACUGAGAUGCAAGAUUUUUGCAGUUCUGAUAUUUUUUUUAUCCAAUUUUUCUUUUUAAAUGCACAUUUUAACUUUGUUAUUCUUUUUUUAUACUGUGACCAAAGCUGAUUUAAAAAACAAUACAUCAACUCACUAGGGCUGUGCAAUUGGCAAAGAAUUGGCUUACAAUACAAUAAAUAAAUCACAAUAUUGCGAUACUGUAAGAAGGGUCAAUAAUUGCAAUAAUGUCAUUAAAUUUGAGAAAAAAUGAAUAAUAACUUAUUUUUAAAACUGUAAAAUAAAGUUUUUAUAUUUUUUUUUAAUUCAGUCAGGACAGCAAGAUAUAAUGAAUAUGAAUAAGAAUACAACAGUGUCCUCUAGUGGGCGGGGUUUUUAACACAAAGCUAAAUGAACCACUUCUGACACCAAUCUAACUAAAAAUACUAAUCUAAACUAAUAAUUAAA
Molecule: messenger RNA, 2429 nt
Organism: Astyanax mexicanus (Mexican tetra)
Lineage: Eukaryota; Metazoa; Chordata; Actinopteri; Characiformes; Acestrorhamphidae
Exons: 4
Coding region: 256-753 (165 amino acids)
Source: RefSeq, a predicted model, not a curated record